AUAGCCGCCGUACACCUCGGAGCCGAACAGUAUGGCUUCGGCUGCCGGUCGGUUCGCGUUAAUGGUGACUUACGGUGUUGGUACGGUGUGUUGUCGGUCACGAGUGUGCGUGCCCCGUUUUCCUCGAACGAAGGACAUCCCGUGAAACGUGGACACGAGAAAUAUCGAAGGGACGAUCGGUCGAGGGGCGAGACUGGCAAGCUACACUGGCAGAGAUGCGGCGAAAUGUGAAAAUUGUGUUGCUCCUGUCAUGCGCGUGGAUGUUCGCCUUUGUUUACUACUACCACACGUCGCGCGACACCAAGAACGAAAACAGAGCACUGCGACUGAAAGAGCCUGCAUCGCUAUCCCUGUCCGCCGGAAAUUCCGGCAACUACGUGGACCCGGAUGGCACCGCCAUUGUGAUGUCGUCUGAGCUGUUACCAGCACCCACUCCGGAUCCAAGGGUGACGUGGAACUACUUCGACGAGCAAGGGUACGUCUCGAGAGGAGGUCUAAGGGCGGGAGAAGAUCCGUACGCCAGGAACAAAUUCAACCAGGAAGCUAGCGAUGGACUUCCGAGCAAUCGUGAUAUUCCGGACACCCGCAGUGCCAUGUGUCGAAUGAAACAAUGGAGGAGGGACUUACCACCAACUUCUGUGAUAAUCACGUUUCAUAACGAAGCUCGAUCAACGCUGCUGAGAACCGUCGUCAGCGUGUUGAAUAGAAGUCCCGAGCAUCUUAUCAAAGAGAUCAUUCUGGUCGACGACUUCAGCGAUCAUCCCGAGGAUGGCGAAGAGCUGUCAAGGAUACACAAAGUUAGGGUGAUACGCAACGAAAAGAGGGAGGGUUUGAUGAGGUCGAGGGUGCGCGGAGCGGACGCAGCGACCGCGAGCGUGUUAACCUUCCUCGACUCUCAUUGCGAGUGCAACGCGGACUGGCUGGAGCCACUUUUGGAGAGGGUUGCGGAAGACCCCACCAGAGUCGUCUGCCCUGUUAUCGACGUGAUAAGCAUGGACACCUUCCAAUACAUUGGGGCGUCAGCAGACCUGAGGGGUGGUUUCGACUGGAGUCUGGUGUUCAAAUGGGAGUAUCUAAGCCAAACGGAGAGACAAGCGAGACAAAAAGACCCGACGCAAGCAAUCAGAACGCCGAUGAUCGCCGGUGGUCUGUUCGUCAUCAACAAAGCGUACUUCGAGAUGCUCGGCAAGUACGACACCCAGAUGGACGUUUGGGGUGGCGAGAAUCUCGAGAUCUCGUUCAGAGUGUGGCAAUGCGGCGGCAGCUUGGAGAUUAUUCCGUGUUCCCGUGUCGGCCACGUGUUUCGCAAACGGCACCCCUAUUCGUUCCCCGGGGGUAGCGGAAACGUUUUCGCCCGGAACACCAGACGCGCGGCCGAGGUUUGGAUGGACGAUUACAAACAAUUCUACUACAAUGCGGUCCCACUGGCGCGAAAUAUCCCGUAUGGAAAUAUUCAGGACAGGAUGGAGCUGAAGCGGAAAUUGCACUGCAAGCCGUUCAGCUGGUAUCUGAAAAACGUGUAUCCCGAGUUGGUUAUACCGACCAGCGAGGGUGGUCCUGGUGGAUCUCUGAAACAAGGCACAGCCUGCUUGGAUAGCAUGGGCCACCUACUAGACGGGAAUGUAGGACUUUAUCCGUGUCACGACACCGGUGGCAACCAAGAAUGGGGCCUGACCAAGGACGGUCUGAUCAAGCACCACGACCUCUGCCUCACUCUACCAAUGUACGCGAAGGGUACGACGUUGCUGAUGCAGAUCUGCGACGGCAGCGAGAACCAGAAAUGGAGGCACCUGGAGGGUGGACUGAUCCGUCAUUCGAGGAUCCCGGUAUGCGUGGACUCGAGAUACCACGAGCAAAGAGGGAUCACAGCGGAGAAAUGCGAUUCGAAUGCCGAGACGCAGAGGUGGCACCUUUACAACCAUAAUCACUAGCUCGCGAACAAGAGGAGCGGUGGCUCGUGAAAGUCGCGGUGCCGUCGUCACUCGCGAAUGACUCAAGGUGUGCGUUAUCUGAUCAGAAGAAGACGGGUCGAUUUGAUCAGGACCAGCGAUCUGAUCGAUCCUAGAUCAAGAUUGCUUAACAGAACCGGUCGAUGAUCGAUGGACCUUCCUAGAGUUCAUAGGCGAUUGUAUGAUAUUAUUAUUAUAAUUAUAUACUCGUAUCGAUGAGACUGUCGCGAGAGAUUCUCGAUCAAAGCGUUAGAAACAGAGAAUGAAAUUCGCUAGCGAGUCAUUGAAUUUAUUAUUUUGUCCAAGGAGAGUAGAUUGUUGCUUCUUAUUUUUCAUUUAAUCAAUUAGAAAGCGGGUCUGAGGUGUUUCGAGAAAACUUUUGUAACGUCGGAAAAUAUUCCUUGAUACCCAGCCCUGCUUUCCGUGUACUUUGCGUCCCGGUGCAUUUAUCUUAACGUCGAUGAUCUCAAUCGUUUGAAAACUACGAAAGUAGACUUAAUGAGAAACAAAGAACACCGAUGAUAUUUUAACUCGGUAAUAUUUUAAGCAAACUCCAGUGACAAUUGUGCACUUUGAAUCGAAGCAUUUAUAAAGUUUCAGGUUUUCUAUUUUUAUUUUUUAUUUUAAUCGAUUGCGAAGCGAAUCGCAGUUACUUCCAAAGCGUUGUUUUUAUCAAUUUCUCAUGUUUUAACGGCCUUAAGCGAUGAGAGGCGAAUGGAAGACAGUAGCGAUUCUUGUUUAUUUUUAGCUGAACUUAUUACAGCAUCGACCUCGGUCGCGGUGUGAAUUGAAUGAUGCUUCUCGAUCAAAGGCGUGCGCUAUGAUUCUCACAAAAGAGAUUUAUUUUUGUAUAAGAAAUCGUAUACUUACUUGGUUGUGCGAAUACAAGGACUCGACGUGUUCGUGUACAUACACGCAUACGAAGAACGCGUUGUUCUUUACUCCGAAGACACGUUACGUUUGUUCGAAGAUCCUUCUAAUAGCCUGAAAAAUGAAAUUUUUUUUUUUUC
Messenger RNA from Osmia lignaria (orchard mason bee), 2959 nucleotides. RefSeq names its product polypeptide N-acetylgalactosaminyltransferase 2 (gene Pgant2). Gene Ontology annotation, biological process: protein O-linked glycosylation. NCBI's taxonomy places the organism in Eukaryota, Metazoa, Arthropoda, Insecta, Hymenoptera, Megachilidae. Gene Ontology annotation, cellular component: Golgi apparatus. Gene Ontology annotation, molecular function: polypeptide N-acetylgalactosaminyltransferase activity. The record is from RefSeq and is a predicted model, not a curated record.